AUGGCACCGACACCAAAUCAGGCCCAUACACUUGCACUUCUAGAGCGGAUCGGAGGCUGCUUAAGUCUUAUCGCCGUUUUCUUCAUCUUCAUCGCAUAUGGGCUUAUGUCGCGUCUUCGGAACCCUCGGAAUACCUUUAUUGUCAUGGCGAGCAUCGCUAACCUCGGCGCAAGUAUCGCUUGUAUCAUCGCCAGGGAUGGACUUGCAGCUGGCCAAGAUUCCGCGCUCUGUAAGGCGCAGGCUUUUAUGCUUCAGAUGUUCAUACAGUCCGAUGCAUGGUGGGCUCUUGGAAUGACUAUCAAUACCCUUCUAGUUGUCCUAGGUCGUACGAACCCUAAUACCUUCCAUGCGUGGCAGUACUGUCUUAUCUGCUUCGGAGGGCCAUUCACUAUUGCUUUUACAUUGCUUUUCAUUUCGACACCAGCUCGUGGUCCUGCUUCUGGCCAAGCAUAUGGCAUAGAUAUGGUGCGCCGUUAG
Fusarium falciforme is the source of this 477-nucleotide messenger RNA. RefSeq lists its product as hypothetical. The transcript is spliced from 3 exons. The record is from RefSeq and is a predicted model, not a curated record. Gene Ontology annotation, cellular component: plasma membrane. The coding region runs from base 1 to 477 and encodes 158 amino acids. Lineage: Eukaryota; Fungi; Ascomycota; Sordariomycetes; Hypocreales; Nectriaceae. Gene Ontology annotation, biological process: adenylate cyclase-activating G protein-coupled receptor signaling pathway. Gene Ontology annotation, molecular function: G protein-coupled receptor activity.